AAAAAAAAAAAAAAAGAAACGCGCUGGCUUUCUCAUCUUUUUCCUUUCUAUUUUAUUAACUAACGGUUGAGAUAUUCAUGGACAAAUGGCUUCAGCGUCAACCAAAAAAGCAACCAUCAGGCAAUAAACGACCAUCACCUCAACGACAACAUGAUUUGACAUUAGAAAGUAGAAAGGAACCAUUGGAGACUACUUUCUUGAGAGAUAUGGAACGAGCUAAGGCCAUCAGUUUGACCUAUUGCAACAAUGACUCCUUGGAUACUUCUGAAAAUACUCAAUCUUUGAAAGUACAACGCAAGCCAUCAAGCAAACGUGUUCUAGAACCUGCCGAUACAACCUGGGAUGUGGAUACCUUUGUAGACGGUCUACUGACAUCAGGUGUACGUGUCAAUCCAUCAUUACAACAGCAAGUCGAUCAACCAAGGACAGCAGAGAGGAAGGCUCAUGUCACAACGGAGGACAAAGAUGAAUGGGAACCGACGUAUGAUCCUGAAACAGAUACUGUCUAUGAAGUUGCAACAACAGGCCAUGAUAGCGAUGCAGAAGCGUUGUUUUGGGGUCAGUUCCGGCGUGAACGUUGGCAUAAGCAAGAUAUCCAAAUGGCCCAUGAUGCUGCAAAGAAAAAAUCCAUGGUGACGGCGAUCAAGAAAAACAAAAGAAUCAAAACUAAUUCUACCUUUGUACCCAAUAAUCAUUAUGUCACUUCGGAUGAUGUCUUGGAAAAUGAUUUUGAAGCUUCUGGAUUCGGUGAUAGUGUGGCUGGUCUUACUUGGGAAGGCAUUGGGCAAUCUCGGUAUGCAUAAUAUUUUGUAUGAUUAGUUAGUGUGUUGUUGUUCAUUAUAAAGAUUACAUCAUAAUAAAGGAUCCGUUGUAUUUAAUGGUGAAACACAAA
Halteromyces radiatus is the source of this 892-nucleotide messenger RNA. RefSeq lists its product as uncharacterized. NCBI's taxonomy places the organism in Eukaryota, Fungi, Mucoromycota, Mucoromycetes, Mucorales, Cunninghamellaceae. The transcript is spliced from 3 exons. The record is from RefSeq and is a predicted model, not a curated record. Bases 78 to 803 code for a protein of 241 amino acids.